This is a messenger RNA of Acipenser ruthenus (sterlet), 3129 nucleotides long. RefSeq names its product platelet glycoprotein Ib alpha chain-like. The record is from RefSeq and is a predicted model, not a curated record. The coding region runs from base 1293 to 3119 and encodes 608 amino acids. Gene Ontology annotation, molecular function: protein binding. The transcript has 2 exons. NCBI's taxonomy places the organism in Eukaryota, Metazoa, Chordata, Actinopteri, Acipenseriformes, Acipenseridae.
GCCCUUAUCCAGGGCGACUUACAAUUGUUACAAGAUAUCACAUUAUUUUUACAUACAAUUACCCAUUUAUACAGUUGGGUUUUUACUGGAGCAAUCUAGGUAAAGUACCUUGCUCAAGGGUACAGCAGCAGUGUCCCCCACCUGGGAUUGAACCCACGACUCUCCGGUCAAGAGUCCAGAGCCCUAACCACUACUCCACACUGCUGCCCAAAUAAAUAACCUUAAAACGAUCCAAAUUGCACAGGUGGGUCUGCGCAGAAUUCAGUACACCUGCAAACAAUGUGAAAGUAGACCCUUAGCCUAUAUUUUGAGAACUGAGUUGAAUUAAAAUUUUAAAAGUUUAGUUAGCGUUCUUUCCUUCGUGCGUCCGCGAGUAUAAAAUUAUUGCGAUUCUGACUGUAGAUUUCAACAAAGAUGUUUUUUUUAUUCGAUUCGGUACCCCGUUGUCCCUAAGCACGGGUCGUAACGGAAUCAAGCAGGAGACACAGUGUUUGGAUUUAAUACACUUUCUCUUAGACAUCACCCCUUAUUCCUCAACCUAUCAGAAUAUCAUUGUCCCCGCCUUGGUUUUGUUACCUGCAGUGUUUGUAACAUCAGAGCCUGUUUGAUGCGCCACUCGGGAAACCCUGGUGUUUUAAAAGAUAAGGAAGGGAGGAGAUAGUUUUAGCUUUUGAAGGUUUUUAACCCCCGGGGUGUUCUCUCUGACAAAGCACAGGGUCCCCUUUUAAAUUGCCAUGUGGUGCCCUGACGAUCUGUCUUCCUGCUGCAGUAAUUAAUAUAAAAACCAAAUACUAACAAUUUAAAACUAAACAGUUCGUCUUUUUAAACUCUCGUUUCUUAACAGUGCGUUUUUUUUCUUUCCUGCUUAUCCGAUUGCCGUGGAACUUGGUGUUUGAGUCAUUGAGAGUACAGCGCCAUGGAGAUACAGGGAGAGUGUCAGUCUGUCUGUCCAUCUCCCCUGUAUCUCUCUCCCAAAUAUUCCAGAAUUAUUAGAACUGCUCUUCAAGGAAAAGUCAAACUGAGACGGGCUUUUUUUUUAAAAGUCAGUAGGAUGUGUGUCUUGCGAUGAUAAAGCCUUUGGGUCUCAAGGAAACUCAAUGAUAAGCAGAAGUGCGGAAAAACCACACCAUCUAAUAAGCUGAUGACUUCACACACACACACACACACACACACACACACACACGCGGAGCGACGGAGCAGAAGGGCAGACAGACACUUAACCUUGGCUCUCAAUACAGCACACAGUUGGUAGACAGCUAGAGAGGUAGAGAGUCAGAGAGAGGUCACCAGCGAUGCACCCUCUGCUAUUCCUUCAUGUCCUUCUAAUGUCCGGCGCGGGACGUUCGCACGCUGAGGACAGCCGGUGCCUGAGUGACCAUGACGCGGACAACAAGCCCAGGAUUAACUGCAGCAACGCUGGGCUGACCUCGGUCCCCGGGACCCUCUCUCCCGAUACGGAAGUUCUCCUCCUCCAAUCCAACAGCUUCACCUCCGUCUCCUGGGGCUCCUUCACAGUCUUCCCCUUGCUCUCCCAACUCGACCUCUCCCAGAACCAGGUCAGCGUCCUGGAGAGAGGCAGCCCGGCCACAGCGGGUCUGGGAGACUCGGACGGUAAAUCCUGGAGCUUGGGGCACCUCCGCAACCUCUCCCUGGCCCACAACCUGCUGUCCUCCUUGCCUGAAGGCAUCUUCCAGGCUUUGGGGAACCUCAAGGAGCUGUAUCUGCAAGGGAACCAGUUGCAGGGUCUUCCGGGAGGGGUCUUCUCGGAGCUGAGAGAUCUGGAGGUGUUGGAUCUGUCUCACAAUGGGCUCCGAGCCCUGCCUGGGACCCUGAUCCAUGAGCUCACCAAGCUGAAGACCUUCAUCCUGCACGACAACUCCCUGGUCUUCCUCCCGGACGGCUUCUUCUCGCACCUCGAGAUCCCGUACGUGUUCCUGUCCAGCAACCCCUGGUUCUGUGACUGCAGUCUGGAGUACUUCCGGGGGUGGAUGGAGGAGCAGGGUCACAACGUGUACAGCAGGGAUGGAGGGGAGAUUAAGAACGCCCCAGAGACCGUGGUGUGCGCGGCUCCCAGCCCCCGCCAAGGCCAGGAGGUGCAGGACCUGUCAAUGGAGGACCUCUGCCCAACAGGGACUGAUAUCGCGGUCGUAUUGACCGACCAUGAAACUAUCCCAACGAUAGCACUUUACAUACCUACAACUCGAACCCAGCUCCCGACGGAACCCUCCACCCCAGCCACCGCUACCCCCACACAGCCGCCCACUUCCACAGCAGUGUUUAUCACGGACACUCCCUCUCCCUCCCCAUCUCCCUCCCCAUCUCCCUCCACAUCUCCUUCCCCAUCUCCCUCCACAUCUCCCUCUCCCUCUCCCUCUCCCUCCACAUCUCCCUCCCCAUCUCCCUCCACAUCUCCCUCUCCCUCUCCCUCUCCCUCUCCCUCUCCCUCCCCAUCUCCCUCUCCCUCUCCCUCCCCAUCUCCCUCCACAUCUCCUUCCCCAUCUCCCUCCACAUCUCCCUCUCCCUCUCCCUCUCCCUCUCCCUCCACAUCUCCUUCCCCCUCUCCCUCCCCAUCUCCCUCCACAUCUCCCUCUCCCUCCCCCUCUCCCUCCACAUCUCUCCCUCCCUCUCCCUCUCCCUCCACAUCUCCAUCCCCCUCUCCCUCUACCUCUCCCUCUCCCACAGAUCCAGAAAUCUGGUACCCCCCUGGUCUUCACCACAAGCGCUCCGGCUCUCGGGCGACAGACCAGCCCGACUUCCUGUUCUGCCUGGGUGGCUUCCUCCUCUACCUGAUCUCCUCGCUCCUCCUCCUGGCCUCCUUCUGUCUCCUGCUCUGGGUCGCCUGCCUCUAUUUCAGGGUCUACCGGUCGCUCACGACUCGACUCAGAAAGCCACCCAACAUCCGCCUGGUUCGGUACAGCCUGCUGGUGAGGGAGGGAGCGCUGGAUCCGGCUUCGGGGUCACCCCUGGAAGAGGGGAAGCUGCAGGGAAUUCCUGCCGUCGUGCCCGUGGCCGAUCCAGAGGGAAACGAGGAAUCUCAUUCGGGAAUAUCCACGCUCGUGGUUCUGAGAAGCCGGUCUUCCCUUAGUUUGGAUACCGACAUGCUGGGGUCUGUUUUGUAAAGUCGUCUGC